UUCCUGUUCACUGGUUGCAAGAUAAACAUAGCGACCAGCUAAACCGUUAACGUUAAUGGACGGUUGCGUCUCCUCCUCCCCCUCUCAGGGCCACCCGGUGCUGUUGCCGGGUAAAUGUUGGGCGUUCCAUGGCGUCCAGGGCUCUCUGGUGAUCUCUCUGUCUCACCCCAUCACUCUCACUCAUGUGACGCUGGAUCACCUGCCUCGCUGCAACGCCCCCGCCGGACACAUAGACUCCGCCCCCAGAGACUUUGAGGUCUACGGAAUGAAGGACGACAUAGAAGAAGGAACUCUUCUGGGAACGUUCACCUACGAUGAAGACGGAGAGUCAACGCAGACCUUCAGGCUGCCUAACCCCAGCGACGCGGUGCAUCGCUGCGUGGAGCUGCGAGUCCUCUCUAACUGGGGUCACGUUGAGUACACGUGUCUCUACCGCUUCCGUGUGCACGGACAGAUCGCCAGCACGCGCUGACCGAGCCUCUCGCUCCGCAUGUCAGCAGAGUGCAUUUCAACAUGUACGAGUCACAUUAAAGGUGGUGGUCUGAGGUGCGUUCAGGGGCCAAAUGCUACUGCUGGUUUGCUGUGUUUUUGGAUUGCUUCAUGUUAAAGUGACAGGAUGCUUUUUAUUUUUUUACUGCACAAUUUAAAAGCGACAGUUUGAAGUGAGGUUGAAACAGGUACUUAUACACAGUCAGGGGUGCUUCAAAGACACCACGGUAGCUGCUGCUCUACCGCUGCCUCCAGCAGGUAGUCAGUGUUAAGUGACUUUGGUGUUUUAAAUAGUUUGUUCAGAUUCACUCAAAUAACACAAACUAGCAAACAGGUCUUCAAACAAUCCAAACUAUGCUUUUAAUAUUUCACAACGUCUGAUUAUAUUUGUGUUUUAUUCUCGAUAGUUCUGUUCGGUCUGUUGCUCGUUUCUCUUCAUUUCAAUCGACGAGUCACUCCGUGAUUAAACAUCAGGUAAAGUAUAUAUAAAUAUACAAUCAUAACAGAAAUCACUUCACUUUGAAGUGAAAUGUUUCUAAAAACCAAAGAAAUCUUAAAGUUGUGCCACAGAAUCACUUUUUAAACCGUUGUUAUUAAUUGAACUAUUGAUCAGGUGAAAUGUUUUAAAUGAACCUCGAGGUUUAUUACAUGAUAUUAAUGAAGUUUAAUAAUAGGCUUGUUUUUAACAUUCUCUGUCCGUCUUAUGUCCAAUAUUUAAUAUCUUUAGAAUAUAAAGAUCUGUUCGGUUAAGUUCUCAAACACAAAUAUCAGUUCCAGAUAUUAUUGAAACAGCAUCACGAGACCGAUAUAUUUGUAAAAACCUCUUUGAAGACGUCGCGUUGACUUCGUGACGCUCUUCUUCUCUUAUGACUCGUACGAGACAGAAAAGUGUUAUUUAUUUGUAAGAUGAGAAUAUUGAGGAUUGUAGAAGAACCCGUUUGUUGCAGAACAUCAGAGACUUGUUGUGAAGUUCACUGGAGGUGGACCAGGUCUAGUCCAUCAUCAAAGGACCAGCAGGAAACAGGAUCAGCAAUUAUUUAUUAUAGAUUUCUAUUUUUUUUUAUGAUUGUUUUGCAGGUUAAAUGAAUUUUCUAAUCUUUUGUAUUCAAGCUGCUGAUCGGAGUGAAUUCGGUACAGAUCUGGUGUUAUGAAUGCGUGAUCUUGUGAAACCGUGGAUUAUGAUUUGCUGCGCUUACCAAACCUUUUACGUCAAAGGUUGAAUUAAAAAUGAUGUCAAAUCUGUGUUAUGAUACACAGGACAAUGUGUAAACAAUGAACAAACAAUCCAGAUAGUUGUUGGUGUGAAGACGUUUACAAGCAACACAGAUAUGAACUACGUCCAUCUUCUCCAGACACGUCUGAUGAUCUAAAAUCACUUCAAUAACAUUUUGCUGACUGUCAGAAUCUGCCCAAGGUGUUCUCCAGAGUACUUGAUGCCCAUCUGUAAGCCAAAGUGGGAUGUUUGUCUGAUUUAAUAAAUAUGAGAUAAAAAUA
This is a messenger RNA of Anarrhichthys ocellatus (wolf-eel), 1983 nucleotides long. RefSeq names its product SUN domain-containing protein 2-like. Bases 56 to 472 code for a protein of 138 amino acids. The transcript is spliced from 3 exons. Lineage: Eukaryota; Metazoa; Chordata; Actinopteri; Perciformes; Anarhichadidae. Gene Ontology annotation, cellular component: nuclear envelope; meiotic nuclear membrane microtubule tethering complex. Gene Ontology annotation, molecular function: protein-membrane adaptor activity. The record is from RefSeq and is a predicted model, not a curated record.